Molecule: messenger RNA, 616 nt
Organism: Anthonomus grandis grandis
Lineage: Eukaryota; Metazoa; Arthropoda; Insecta; Coleoptera; Curculionidae
Gene: RpL27
Product: 60S ribosomal protein L27
Exons: 3
Coding region: 167-574 (135 amino acids)
Biological process (GO): translation
Cellular component (GO): ribosome; cytosolic large ribosomal subunit
Molecular function (GO): structural constituent of ribosome
Source: RefSeq, a predicted model, not a curated record
UGGUGUUUUUAAAGAAUCUUAAUUCAUCUAGAAAAAUACCUAAUCAUUUCCAAGCAAAACACUUUAGUUUGUUAUUUGUAUUCGUAAACGAUAUUUCCGUAAAAGUAUUUUUCUUUAAAAUCCGCUGUUUAUUUCAUUUUUGUGUAUUUUUAAUUUUUAGGCCAAAAUGGGUAAGAUUAUGAAAGCAGGAAAAGUUGUUUUGGUCCUUGGAGGACGAUACUCGGGACGAAAAGCCAUCGUAGUAAAAACCUAUGAUGAAGGAACUGGAGACAAGCCCUACGGGCACGCUUUGGUUGCUGGAAUCGACAGAUACCCCCGUAAAAUCCACAAAAGGAUGGGCAAAGCUAAAAUGCACAAAAGGAGCAAGAUUAAGCCUUUUAUCAAGACUCUUAACUACAACCACCUUAUGCCUACCCGUUAUUCAGUGACAGACCUUACUGACGUAAAAGUUACCCCUAAGGACUUAAAAGACCCAAUGAAGAGGAAGAAGGCUCGUUUCCAAACUAGAGUCAAAUUUGAAGAGCGGUAUAAGCAAGGAAAGAACAAAUGGUUUUUCCAGAAACUGCGAUUUUAGAUUCAUUUGUAAGGUCUUUUAAAUAAAAUAAAAACAGUAAAA